Naegleria lovaniensis is the source of this 2016-nucleotide messenger RNA. RefSeq lists its product as uncharacterized. NCBI's taxonomy places the organism in Eukaryota, Heterolobosea, Eutetramitea, Acrasida, Naegleriidae. Gene Ontology annotation, biological process: proteolysis. The transcript is spliced from 3 exons. The record is from RefSeq and is a predicted model, not a curated record. Gene Ontology annotation, molecular function: metallocarboxypeptidase activity; zinc ion binding. The coding region runs from base 1 to 2016 and encodes 671 amino acids.
AUGUUACAUCCCUCGAAAAGCGAUGAUUCCUUUCUACAACAACAACACAAAUCAAGAACCAACAAUCAUCAUCAUUUAGAAAUACAAAGCAGUAGCAGCAGUAAUAAUAUAAUUCGUUCCAAGAACAAUAGUCAUGAUUUGGCUCGCACUACAGAAUUGUAUGACAUGAUUAAUAUUUCAUCGGGUGAUGAAGACUUUGAGAGUAAUGGUUCUUUGAGGGAGAAUAAUGAGGAUCAUGAGAAUGGAUCAAAUGGUCGCUCAAGCUCUUCUUCCAGUUCCACUCUCUCUGAUUUGGCUUGUACAUCCUCAAUCCCUUAUACCAUCGAGAAUGAGGAACGUGCUACAGCAAACACAAACAACAAAACAUCAAACGUUUCUUCUGGGCAUACAUCAUCGUUAGCUGCCACACCGAGACGAGAGGCACCUACUGAACGAUUUAAGGAUCACUUCUCCCUCCAUCAAGGAUCGUUAUUGAGCUCUCCUAAAGCAAAUCAAUUGUUGACAUCGUCACCACGAAACACUAGUGCUACACCAAGAAUUGCCCUCUCUUCAUCACUCGGUACUUCUCCAAGAGGCUCCUUCAGAAACACAGCAAGUGUCUCAACCUCUUUUACUGAAAUGUCACCAAGGUUAAGUUCUUUGCCAGCCAUCUCAAACACAGAAAUUCCAAUCACGUCAACAGAACAGCACGUUAACCCAAUCACUACACACAGCUCAUAUAAGGGAAAUUUAUUGUUUGAUGCUUCUUUUGAAUGCGGAAAUUUGGAACGAAUCGUUCGAGUGGAUGAAAACGAGUAUGAUUUAUACAUUCGAGGUGACACCAAUGCACCAAACAAAAAGAUGUGGUUUUAUUUCAAAGUUUCCAACGUUUAUAGGAAUCAAAAAGUCCUCUUUACCAUUACAAACCUUAGUAAGAACAAAUCAUUAUAUAGGCAAGGAAUGACGCCACUUGUAUCAAGCACGAGCCGACCCAAGUGGCAACGAAUACCAGAGAAGCAAGUGUAUUAUUAUAGAAAACCUCCAAAGUAUGAAAGAAUGGCAACUACAGGUACUCACUUUCUGUCAUGGGUAUUUGUAUUUGACAACGAUGAAGAUGAAUAUUUCUUUGCCUAUUCUUACCCUUACUCAUAUACAGAUUUACAAAAAUUUCUCUCAUUUAUUGAAUAUCAGGGAUUUAAUUAUUUUCAAAGAGAGGUGCUAUGCAGAACAGUUCAAAACCGACGGUGUGACAUACUCACCAUUACAAGCCCAGAAAAUUUAAUCUCUGAUCCUUCACGAAGGAAACGAGUGGUCAUGGUGACGGCGAGAAUACAUCCUGGAGAGACGCCAGCAAGUUAUGUAUGCCAUGGUUUUAUUAGUUUCAUUGUUUCCAACCACCCAAUAGCACAGUUAUUGCGCGAUCAUUUAAUAUUCAAGAUUGUACCCAUGUUAAAUCCCGACGGUGUUGCAAUUGGAAAUUAUAGAACAUGCAGCAUGGGUUGGGAUUUGAAUAGACACUGGCUGAAUCCUCAAGAGUGGUCACAACCAACCAUUUUUCACCUAAGAAAAUACUUGUUGAAAUUGAAAAAUGAUCCUCAAUAUCAAAUUGACUUUUUUAUGGAUCUACAUUCGCAUUCUGGAGCUAAUAAUGGAUUUAUGUAUGUCAAUUAUAAUAAUGGACCUACAUUUAAAAACGCUACAACAUUUGGCACUUUUAGUGACAUGGAACAAUUAAGGUAUCCCAAGUUACUAGAUCUUCGUGCAAAAGAAUUUUCAAUGAGCGAUACGAAACGAUGUAAGGAUCCUUCAAAAUUAGGAACAUCACGAAGAGUAUUAGGUGAAGUAUUGAGGGUUGCUAAAUAUUGUUACACUCUAGAAGUGUCAUUCUUUAGCUUCAAGACCUCAAGUUUGGAAACCAAACUCACUCCCUUCACCACUGAAAAUUAUCAAAGCUUGGGCAAGAAUAUGUGUUUGGCAUUGUCAGAUUUUUAUGGUCUCUCAACAACAAGAAGCUCAUCUCCAUUUUCCAGUGAUUGA